AUGUACACUCAGACUGCCCUCGUCUUGACAGCUCUGGCGGCUGUUGCGACAUGCGACACCCCAUCCUAUCGCAGCGCCCUCCUCGAGCUUCAUAAGAAUGUUGUCGAAAUCCCCUCAAAUACUGGCCUUGAAGCUGAGUUGGGAAGUUGGCUCUAUGAAUACUUCCAAAAUAACAGCUGGUCAGUGACCACUCAGACUGUCCCGCCUGUUGCCAAUACUCCGGAGGGAGAUACUCGCAUCAACGUCCUGGCCUCUCCUGCUGGAAAUAUCACACAGUUCUCCCCGAAGGUUAUUCUUACAACUCAUUUUGAUACCGUGCCCCCGCACAUUGGGUACGGGAUCGAAGAGGGUCCCAUCACAACGGAUACGAUCAUCAGCGGUCGUGGAAGUGUAGAUGCCAAAGGUAGCCUUGCCCCAAUCGUCAUCGCGGUCAACGAGCUUGUUAAAGCGGGGAAGGUGAGCCCAGGUGAUGUUGCUGUUGGCCUUGUUGUUGGAGAAGAGGCCUACGGUGAUGGGAUCAAGGCUCUAAGCGACUACUUCACCGAAAAUCCUACUGAUCUGAGCGCGGUGAUUUUCGGGGAGCCGACUGAGGCUAAACUUGCCUGCGGCCACAAAGGCGUCUUGGGUUGCACUCUGAACGCGAAGGGGGUGGCUGGACACAGCGGAUAUCCUGAGGUGGGCAAAUCUGCCACACAGUUUCUGAUACAUGCAUUGGACGAGAUUUUGCUUGCAGACUUGGGAACUAGCGAGCAAUUUGGAAAUACGACGGUGAAUGUUGGCAAACUGUCGGGCGGAGAAGUGAACAACGUAAUUGCUGCUAGUGCAUCUGCUGGACUGGCUAUCCGCGUCGCCCUCGGUCCCGAAGAUGGGGGCCAGAAGAUUGUGAAGGGGCGUUUGGAUAGCAUUAUUCAAGAAGUCGACUCGGCUGGUCUGAGCCUUGAUUGUUCAGAAGGGUAUGGGCUUGUGGAGCUGGAUUGUGAUGUGGACGGCUUUGAGACAGCAGUGAUGAAAUAUGGAACCGACAUCCCAGGCUUCAAGGUCGAGGGCAACUAUAGCAAGAUUUUGUACGGCCCUGGAACGAUUUUCGUGGCUCACACUGACCAUGAGAAUAUUACUGUGGGAGACUUGGAGUUGGCUGUCGAAGACUACCAGAAGCUCGUUCUGAAUGCUUUGGAAUAG
Molecule: messenger RNA, 1179 nt
Organism: Clonostachys byssicola
Lineage: Eukaryota; Fungi; Ascomycota; Sordariomycetes; Hypocreales; Bionectriaceae
Source: the annotation of a GenBank genome assembly